UUUUGUGUAUAUAUUUAUUGUACAAAACAAAUGAAUUCAAUGACGAUUUGGUUGAUAUUGUUUGUUCUCAUUGUUGUUGUUGUCAUCCAUUGGUCUGAAUGUCAGUAUUCGCAUGUCUGUGACGUUAUGGCACCAAACGGUCGGUUCGAUGGCCUACGAGUCUAUCAUCGAUGGGAUACGGGAUACCCGAUGGGUGCCGACCAAUACACAGAUUGGUCCGAAUGGCAUGCAGACAGGUAUCACAUGUAUAAAAAUGGCAAACAAUGGCAAUUCAAUGUCAGUAUGGAUGCGGCCAACAAUAAUGGCCAACCAGUUGUGACAUUAGUGGAAAAUAGUGUAACCGAUAUGAACGCCAGUAUUGUCGUCCGAUACAGUAUUAACAAUGUUUGGUAUAGAGAUACCAGUACUGCCUAUAAAUCUAUAUUAUGCGAUGCCUAUUAUAUUGAUCGGUCAGAAAGUAUGAUUAAAACCCAGUGUACAUCUAAAUUAUGGUCAAACAUUAGUAUUGUUCAAUACCCGAUCACCCAUAGUCUGAUAUUUAAUGCCAUACCAGCAAACAAUACAGUCUAUGCUAUAAUUGUAUUCAAACUAAAACAUGUAACACGUGAAGUCAGUUAUUACUACUAUAUAAACGAUAAGCGAAUGUAUUAUACCGGAUGUCAACCUCUGGACUGUUGGUUCCCGAAGUUUAUCGAUGACAUACCCCUCGAACUCUGGACAAACGUCGACGGUAUUGUCGAGUAUGGUAUGGCUGGCAGUGAUGGCAAAUCGGGACACAUAUUGUUUUUUUCGAUAAAAGGAAAGCCCUAUUACUGUAGUACACCGUUGAAUGAAGAGCUAUCACCAAAUUGCAAAAUUGAAGACAAACUAACACCAUAUGCCACUAAUUGUCUAAACAUUUGGCCCAAUGCUAGUACAACAACAACAACCACUACGACUACUACUACUACAACACUAGCAACUACUACAACAACAACAUUGUCGACUACCGGUGCCGCUGAUAGUACGACAACAACUCAAACAACUACUAUCCCUACUGUCACCACUACUAGUACUACCAGUUCCGCUGACAACAACUCAAAUAUCUCCCAAACCAGCACUGAAUCUACCGGUUUAUCCGAUGAUUAUUUCAUUUACAUUAUAGUAGCGGUCGUCCUAAUAGUGGCCGUAGUUGGUGUCAAUGGUUUGCUAAUAUGUAUUGUUUGUUGCCUGAAAUCAAAACCAAAUAAUGAUAACAAAAAAAAAAAGAAAUUUAAAUUGAAAACCAAAGGUGACAUUAAACCGGAGACCGACUCCUCAGAGGAGGCACAGGUAGGUCUCGAGAGGUCAAAGUCGGUUGAGAAGACACUAUCAAGAGAUUUAUGAGAG
Molecule: messenger RNA, 1368 nt
Organism: Oppia nitens
Lineage: Eukaryota; Metazoa; Arthropoda; Arachnida; Sarcoptiformes; Oppiidae
Exons: 4
Coding region: 31-1365 (444 amino acids)
Source: RefSeq, a predicted model, not a curated record